Paramacrobiotus metropolitanus is the source of this 3135-nucleotide messenger RNA. RefSeq names its product mucin-2-like. NCBI's taxonomy places the organism in Eukaryota, Metazoa, Tardigrada, Eutardigrada, Parachela, Macrobiotidae. Bases 119 to 2491 code for a protein of 790 amino acids. The record is from RefSeq and is a predicted model, not a curated record. The transcript is spliced from 8 exons.
UUGAUUUUAUUUGUACGCAGUUAUCGAAAAAUUCGACUUGAUUUUCUUUGCGACGUGCGAGAAAUCGGAUUUUCCUAAUCACAUACUCCUAAACCUAGAUUAAACGUCGUACUUCGUGAUGCUCUUGUUGCAAAGGAUUUUAUUCGCACUGAUGUGGUUAAACGGAUCAGUGUUUUCCUGGACAACGAUCCCGUCGCGAGCGAACGUUAGCCAGACACAGCCCAACGGGUGGCCUGGGCUGACAAGAGCCCCACGAGCCCGCCGUGAGACUCCCGACGCGCAAUGCUUCAUCUGCCUGAACGAUCGCUACACGCCUGCCUGCGCCAGCAGCGCCCUGUACUCUGCCACGCCCUCCACCCUUCCGGCUAAUGUCACAGUGGCAAAGUGCAAGCAUGGCUGCCUGGUGGUGGCAGAACUUGGCACGCGUUACCCUGGAUCAGCUCCGCGUGAGAUCAGCUCGGUCCGGCGCACCUGCGGUGACAACUGGGGAUGGAUCGACUAUACCGGCAUCUUUAACUUGACCCUGCCCCGCAGCGGGUUCAUGUGUAUGCACGCUGCUUUUGGGCGGCACAGUAUCGUCUGUCGCUGUUCGCUGACGGACUACUGCAACGGCCGUAUCACCGAGCGGGACAUUUACACCUUGGCGUACGAGAUGCCGAAUCCCGGAUGGGAGAUAUACUUUAACUACAAUCCUCCGGCUCCGCUGCCAUUGGCCGACAGCGUGAUACCGGCGAAUAAUCCCGUCGGAACGCUAUGGUGUAUAAGCUGUGGCAACUGCGUCCUCAGCAAUGCCACCCAGCUCCCUUUGGGCAUCAAGCGCAUCCCAUGCCGUCAUGGCUGCAGUAUACGCGGAAAAUAUUACGGCGUGUCGGAUAUGAUCGGCAAGUUUAUGUCGAUAUCCCGCGGAUGUGGUGAGGACCAGCCGAACUUUGAUCUGUUGAAGGGGAUGGAUCUGAGGUAUCCCUUGGCCAGUACGUUCCUGUGCACACGCUGGAUCAACACGAUUGCAAAAGUUCCCACGUAUUUGGUCUGUCGGUGUGUGGAGCAUAAUUGUAACUGGCAGCUGGACGUACCGGAACUGAAGACGAUGGGCACGGAGUACCCUCCCAACUCGUCGUUUUUGUGGCCACCCGUAAAGCCAACAACAACGCAGCCCACGACGACUUCAACUACGCCAUUAUCAACUACGCCGACAACGACGACCACGCGCACCACAAUUCCGAUAACUACCACAAUGCGCCCAACAACGACAACGAGGACCUUGCCAACAACCACCACAUUAACCACGACGCCGACAACAUCAACUACGCCGAUAAGGACGACCACGCGGACCGCAGUUCCUAUAACUACCACAAUGCGGCCAACAACGACGACGGCGCCCACAACCGCCACGACAACCACGACGCCGACAACGACAACCACUCGGACCACGCCAACCACGAGCAGUACUACGCAACCAACGACUACUGUGCCGACGACGACCACGACGACGAGAAGCAGUAGUGCGCCAGCGCCGAUUAGCACGACACCGACACCGACGACUCCGCCAACGGCACCAACAACGCCGACAACCGUAACGAUACCGACGACAACCGUUACAAGUACUGCUCGGCCGACUACUCCAACACAGACCAGUACACUGUCGCCUAGUGAAACAACGCCGGUGCCUACAGCGCCCGCAACCGUCUCGACGUCAACGACCACCAGCACGAUACGUCCUUCGUCCACGGCGACGAAUACCGUGCAGCCAACGACCACGAUGCCAAUGACCAUGAGAACAGCGGUGACAACCGUCGAAUCUUCGGUCUUUACUACGACGGCACCACCGACUUCGCCGCAGGAGACCACGGCACCAACCGCGCAGCCCACAGCACCGUCAACCUCCACGACAAUAAGCUCAACGGCCGAUAUUUCCACGGCUGGUGCAGGUACAGAAAGUUUGACAACGGCUUCGUCGCAGCCAGUAUCAACGUAUGAAUCAACAACAGCUUCAGUGUGGCCGCAACCCUCGACCACGACGCCCACAUCUACUGUCAGCUGGGACGGCAGGUCCACCACCAAUACGUCGACAUCAUCGUCAGCUACUUCCUCAUCGGAGCAACUGACGGCGGAGAUGGUGACCACAUCGAUGGAAGCGUCAACAACGGCCGCUUUCCUCUCUAGCGAUACUGUGUUUACGCGUCCAUCGCCGUUAAUCAGUACCACUACUGCAACCAUACCGACAACAACGCGGACUACUGGCCGACAUAUUACUGCACUAAAUUUCACUACGGAUGCUAUCGAUGCAGCAGAUGAAGACGACAACUCACUGCCCAUGAUUAUAAUCAAACCGGCGGCGCCACCUGUUCGGCCGAUUCUUCCUGUUUAUUUUACCGGGUAUGCACCACCUCCGGUGCAUCAUCAUACAGAAAUACAACCAAAUCAUAACAGCUGCUGGUCACUCCUGGCAUUUCGUCUGUGCCGGAAGUUCCCCUUCGUAUUUAUACGAUGAUACAAUCCGCAAAAAGUUGCGCCCGUUCCAACCGAGCGAGGACGAGCGAAACCCACCUUUUACGCAGCCAUUUGCGGCCGUUCUAAGCGGCUGAAGAUCUCCUUGUGAUCGACCAACGGCAGCGCGCCCCGGUUGCCCUUAUCGUGGAUCUCUUUAUGCGAACAGUAGUCAAAGUAGAUAUCCCUCAGAUUCAUGAUCUCCGCCAGUCGUACGCCCACGGCGGUAACGGUGGCGACAUCGUUGUGGCCCAUCCACACUUGCAGCCGGUACUCGUCGCCGCGGUUGCAGAAAUAGCAGCCGUUAACGCUGUCGUUGUACAGGCCGAACUGCUCGCCAAUUAGCGCCAUUAAAAUCUCCUUCCAGUAGAAAUCUACUUGGGCGGCUUGUUUACUACGCAUGGGAAAACUAUAGCGCCACAUUCCACCUGAACACAAAAACCGUUUUAACCAGUGAUAUGAUUUCCGCUUUGAAUAAUCACAGGGAUUAGUACGCGUAAAUCCUAACCACCUCAAAGACUGUUGUUCGUUUUGAGUUGUCCUUUUAUUUAUACAUCUAUUUGCCGAUUUUUAGUUCCAGGAUAAUACUACCGAAAGUUGGUUUUAAAAAUUUAUGGAUUCGAGUAACAAAUUAACAGCAGAAAGUAG